AUGCAUUGGUAUAGCAAUCAAAAGAAUUUUGUUAGAUGGGCCGGAUCUCGCUCGGAGGAGUACAGGCUGGAAUGCGGGGUGAGGCAGGGGGGGUUGACCUCUCCCACGCUCUUCAACCUGUACGUCGACCGAUUGAUCGAUGAGCUCAGCAACACCGGCAUCGGGUGUCAUAUAGAUGGAGUGUGUGUGAAUAAUAUCAGCUAUGCAGACGAUAUGGUGCUGCUGAGCCCAUCGAUUGGUGCCUUGCGCGGGCUCCUGAAAAUUUGCGAGUCCUACGCGGUGGCUCAUGGGCUCAAAUACAACGCGAAGAAAAGUGAAAUAAUGAUUUUCAGACCAGAUAACAAGCGUUACAAUUUUGUUCCAAAUUUCACUUUAUGUGGCAUAGCUCUGAACAAAGUCGAGCAAUUUAAGUAUUUGGGCCACUGGGUCACUGAGGACCUUAAGGAUAGUGUGGAUAUUGAAAGGGAGCGUAGGGCGCUGUGUGUCCGGUGCAACAUGUUGGCACGUAGGUUUGCACGGUGCACGGGGAUUGUCAAAGUUGCGCUCUUUAAGGCGUAUUGUCAGUCUUUUUACGCCUGCGGCCUGUGGGUUGACUUCACGCAGCGGACAUACAGCGAUCUGCGCGUUCAAUAUAAUAACGCGUUCCGGGUGCUGAUGGGGCUGCCGCGGCACUGCAGCGCUUCUGCGAUGUUCGCGACUGCUAACACAGACGGCUUUCCAGCCAUCAUGCGCAAACGGUGCGCUUCAAUCAUGCGCCGCAUGCGCGACAGUCCCAACGGCAUCUUGUGCGCGCUGGCGGAUCGGUGGGACUCUCCGAUGCUGGCUCGCUGGAUAAGGCUGCAUGCAGUUGUAUAG
This is a messenger RNA of Spodoptera litura, 855 nucleotides long. Lineage: Eukaryota; Metazoa; Arthropoda; Insecta; Lepidoptera; Noctuidae. The record is from RefSeq and is a predicted model, not a curated record.